Molecule: messenger RNA, 467 nt
Organism: Parnassius apollo (apollo)
Lineage: Eukaryota; Metazoa; Arthropoda; Insecta; Lepidoptera; Papilionidae
Source: the annotation of a GenBank genome assembly
AUGUAUGAUGUUGCGGGUGACAAGUUUGAAGAACCUGAUGAAACAUUACAAGUGUGUUGGGAAUGCCUUGCCCAACUAAGGAGGUUUGAUAAAUUCAAGAAGCAAGUUCACACCGCCCAGGAAACUAUCCUAAGCUUAAAAGAGAACUAUGAGAAUACUGACCAUACUUAUAGUUUUUCACAAUCCCUAUCGACAUUGGGACUCACAAUGAAGAAUGGCUAUGACUUUUGCUACGACAAUACGAAUGAAAAUCAAACGGAAUGGACACCAAAGAUCGUCGCUGUGAGCUUCGGAGAUAACAUUAAGAAUGAGCUAAACAAUGAUGAACAGAUGUUAGAAAGUACGCAGACGCUUGAGAAUCUCAACGCAACAGUAAAACCUCAAAUUUUGAUAAAACACGAACCUUUAGAAAUUGACGAGCAUAAUGAAGACAAAGAUGAAACAGUGUUACCUAAAGUUACAAUCAG